Messenger RNA from Cavenderia fasciculata, 5085 nucleotides. RefSeq names its product LIM-type zinc finger-containing protein. Gene Ontology annotation, molecular function: actin filament binding. The transcript has 4 exons. The record is from RefSeq and is a predicted model, not a curated record. Gene Ontology annotation, biological process: regulation of actin filament polymerization. Gene Ontology annotation, cellular component: cortical actin cytoskeleton; plasma membrane; actin filament. The coding region runs from base 1 to 5085 and encodes 1694 amino acids. NCBI's taxonomy places the organism in Eukaryota, Evosea, Eumycetozoa, Acytosteliales, Cavenderiaceae.
AUGGACGAGCGUAUUCUGUCGGUGGACCAACGCAUCAAGGCCACUGAAGCAGCACUCGACAAGAAGUUCUCGGCCAGUAACCUGUCAUUUGACCAACGUCUACGUGCUAGUGAAGGUGUGUUUGACCAAAAACUAUCGAGUACCUAUGCAUCGCUCGAGAGUCAGAUAUCAAUCGGCGAAUCCAACUCGGACAAGAAGUUGACCAGCUUGGGCAACUCGUUUGAUACGCGUCUCAUCACUGCAUCCAAUACACUCGAUGCCCGUAUUACCGCUGGGUCAACUGUGCUCGGUGCACGUCUCGACAGCGUUGUUGGCACGUUACUCCAACGUCUCGAGGGGUACAGUAAAGAGUUGCGCAGUGAAUUCAACGCAGUCACCGAGAAAGAGGCUGCACGUGUAGUACGUCUCUUUGACAAGAUGGCUGUAGAGAUUGCACAGGUGCGAUCGGCCUUUGCCGACGAGUGUCGUCGUAUCGAGGAGGCUGUCGAACGUGCCUCUCAAAAGGACCGCGAGUUUGUCACUGACCACGUGUCGACUGCUAUCGCCGACCAAUGGCGUAGCUCCCAACUCCCCAUCGUCAACAAUCUCGCCAGCACAUACUCGCGCAACGAAGGAAAGCGUGUCAGCGAGGAUUUGACCGUCUUUGUACGUUCCGAAAUCAACCAACUUCAAUUCGAGUUUGAGCAACGUCUCAAGACCGAUCUUCAAAAGCUACGUUACGAGCUCACCUCACUCAUCAACCAAAAGGCAGAGACACUACACGACGAACAAAAGGAUUUCCUCAAACACGAACGUAUUCUCCGUGAAGAAGAUAGAAAAUAUUUGGAAGCUCUCAAACAAUCCAUCUUUUCAUCACUCAAAGAAGCAAAGAUUGAAAGAGAACAAUUAUCAAAUCAAGUUAACCUUUUAUUAAAGGAAAAGAAUGAUUCUGCUGAACUAGUAUUCGAAAAACAAAUGGAAAGUGGAAAUACUUUACUUAAACAUAAUGAAGAGUUAUUGUCAAAGAUGGAAGAAGCUAGAAAGACACGUUUGAGAGAGAUGGAGGAGAGUGAGGAAAAGAUUAGAGCUCAAAAGGAACAAUUGGUCCGUGAAAAGGAGGGAUUGGAGCAACUCAACACCCAACAAAAGGACAAUGAGGAAAAGUUGAUGUUGGAACAAUUGAAACUCGAGAAUCUCCAGAGAAAGAAAGAGAUGGAGGAACGUAAUCGUCAACGUGAAGAAGAACGUCAAAAAGAGAUUGACGAACUACUUGAAAAGCAAAAGCUUGCUGAAAAGGAGUUGGAACAACACAGACGCGAGAAACAACAACACAAGGAGCAACUCGAACGUGAAGAUCGUGACCGUGUCGCUAGAGACAAGGAGAGAGAAGAGGAGAAGCGUCAAGACGCCGAACGUCGUCGCAAGCAACAAGAAGAGGACUGGAAGCGCAAGGAAGAAAUCUACGAAGAAGAGAGAAGAGCUGAAAAGGACCGUCAACGCGAGUUGCAAGAGCAACGUGAAGCCGAGAUUGCCAAGCUCCUCGUCGAGGAAAAUGAAAAGAGAAAGCAGGUAGAAGACCAGAUCCGUGCUGAAAAGGAAAAGACAUUGGCACUCGAAAAGGUACUCGAACAAGAGCGUGUCAAACAAGAAGCCGAAAAGAAAGAGAUCCAACAACAAAAGGAAAGAGAAUUGGCCUUGCACAGACAGCAAAUGGAAGAGGCAGAGACCAAGAGAAAGUUGCAAGAAGCCAGCGACAAGAAGCAACAAGACGAACAAGACAAAAAGAGACGUGACGAAGAAGACGCUGAAAAGAAGAGAUUGGCAGCUGCUCAAGAAGAAAUCGACCAAAAGAGAAAACAAGAAAAGGCUGACAAAAAGAAAAAGGAGCAACAACUAGAACAAGAACAAGAACAAAAGAGAAAGCAACAAGAGGAAGAACUUGAAGAACAAAAGAGAAAACAACAACAACAAGACCUUGAAACAAAGAAAAAGGAAGAGAAAAAGGCUGAAAAGAAAAGACAAUUGGAAGAACAAGAGGAAAAGGAAAAGGAAAAGGAAAGAAAGAGACAAGAUGAGGCUGAUAGAAAACAACAACAAGAAGAAGCUGAUAGAAAGAAAAAGGAAGCUGAUGCCAAACAACAAGAAAAGGAAAAGAAAAAGAGACAACAACAAGAACAAGAAGAAAAGGAGAGAAAGAGACAAGAAGAGGCUGAUAGAAAGCAACAACAAGAGGAAGCUGAUAGAAAGAAAAAACAAGAGGAAGAAGAGAAAAAGAAGAAACAACAACAACAACCACCAAAACAAACUCGUGGUGCCCUUCCACAAACCCCUCCUGUAAAGGAAACUCCUGCUCCUAUUGUCAAAGAACAACCUCAACCUGAUGAUGAUUCUAGUGAUUCCUCUUCUUCAGAUAGUGAAACCGAACCAACACCAGUUGUUGUUGCUCAACCAGAGAAACCAAAACUCAAACCAGUUGUCAAGAAAUCAGCUGCCAAACCUGUCGACAGUGGCUCUGAAGAUGAUUCUGCCGAUGAUUCAAGACCAACCAACAAUGUCUUUAAAAAGAUGGCCAAGAACAAUGAAGUUCCAGAAUCAUUGGGUGGUGAAUUGUGCAAGGUUUGCAACAAAAAGGUGUACAAUACUGAACGUAUCUCUGCUGAAGGUAUUGUCUUCCACAAGGCUUGUUUCCGUUGUUCUAUUUGCAAUUGUACUUUGAAGCUUGGAAAUUAUGCUUCCAUGCAAUCCAAAUAUUUCUGUAAACCAUGUUUCAAAAAGAAUUUCCUUUCAAAGGGUAAUUAUAGUGAAGGUUUUGGUGAAUUGAAACCACAACAUCAACAUGAUCUCAAGAAGGGUAUUACUCACCCAGGUCUUAAUCCAAGUGGUAGUGAAGAUGAAUCCAGUGUUCCUGUUCAACAAAAGGUUGUUGAGGUUAAAAAGGAAAAGAAGACUCCAACAACAGUUGUUAUUCCCGCCGCACCAGUCCAACAAAAAGAUGAAUCCGAUGAUGAAGAAAUUAUUGAAGCUCAACAAUUAAAGAAGCCAUCACCAGCAGCAUCAGCAAAGAAACAACAACAAGCUAUUGAAAAGAAGGAGGAAAAGAAAGAAGAAAAGAAACCAGCACCAGCCAAAAAGGCCUCUUCAUCAUCGUCAGAUGUUCAAGAGAAUCCAGAUGUUGAAUGUGAUGUAUCUGCUCCAGAAUUAAGAGAUGCUUGGAAUGACAUUCGUGAUGAUGCUACAGCAACCAACUGGAUGCUUCUUGGUUAUGGAUCAUUGAAAAAGACAUUAUCACUCUAUGGAUGUGGAUCUGGUGGUCUCAACGAGUUACUCAAGAGUCUAAAGGAUGAAGUUCAAUAUGGUUAUCUUCGUGUUCUCUAUGGUGACUCUGAUCGUGCUAAAUUUGUAUUUUUUACAUUUGUACCAGAAACAUUAUCAGGAAUUGCAAAGGCAAAGGCAAAUAUGCAUAAACCACAUGUUGACAAGUUCUUCAAGUAUCAUCAUACUCAAUUGCAAGUCAUGUCGCGUGAUGAAAUUUCCAUGCCAAUUAUUGAGGCCAAGCUCAAGGCCGCUGCCGGUGCCAACUAUGGCAAGGGUACAUCGCCAGACGAUACCGCCAGAACCGAGAACUUUAAGGGUAUCAAGGACAGCGCCAAGUUCUUUUACGACAAGACCGAGAAGACUGGUGGAAAGGCCGGAGGAGGUGGUGUUGACAUUGUGUACAACAAGGGUCCACUCGGAAACGUCACUCCUGUCAGUUUGAUGGGUCGUGCCGGUAUCACUGAAAAGUAUAUCAAGACUGAUGUCAAAAAGAAAGAGGAGUUGGCCAGCAAGACCGACGGAUACCGUCCCGUUGGCCGUGCUCGUGCCAGUUCAACCGCUUCAAAUGAUUCAUUUGUUUCAAAUGACUCGUCAGACUCUGAACACAGCACAACCAGCUCCAAUACUCCACCAGUUGCCGUAGCAGCCAAGGAACCAACACCUGUUGCUCAACCAGAGAAACCAAAACUCAAACCAGUUGUCAAGAAAGCUGCUGCCAAGAGUGAAAGCGAGUCGGAAGAUGAUGUUGCCGAUGAUUCAAGACCAACCAACAAUGUCUUUAAAAAGAUGGCCAAGAACAAUGAAGUUCCAGAAUCAUUGGGUGGUGAAUUGUGCAAGGUUUGCAACAAAAAGGUGUACAAUACUGAACGUAUCUCUGCUGAAGGUAUUGUCUUCCACAAGGCUUGUUUCCGUUGUUCUAUUUGCAAUUGUAUGUUGAAGCUUGGAAACUAUGCUUCCAUGCAAUCCAAGUAUUUCUGUAAACCAUGUUUCAAAAAGGUUUUCCUUUCAAAGGGCAACUAUAGUGAAGGUUUUGGAGAGUUGAAACCACAACAUCAACAUGACCUCAAGAAGGGUAUUUCUCACUCGAAUCCAAGUGGUAGUGAAGAUGAAUCCAGUUCCAACAACAGUGUCCGUGAAGCUGAAAUCAAGAGAGAAAAGGAAAAGGAAAGACAACAACAAAUCCUUCGCGAGGAAAAGGAAAAGAGGGAAAAGUUAAAGUCAAACAAAAAGACUGUUGAUUCUGAUCAUGAAGAAGAACAACAACAACAACAAGAUGACAGUGACGAUGAAAAGGAAAAGGAAAAGGAGAAAAAGAUCCAACAACAACAACAACAGGAAAAGGAGAAAAAGGAUCGUGAAGAAAAGGAAAAACAGGAAAAGAAGGUUGCUGCUCGUGAAGAAAAGGAGAGACAAGAGAAAAAGGCUCAUGAUGAAAAGCAGGAAAAGAAGGAAAAGGAACGUGAAGAAAAGAUCCAACAAGAAAAGGAAAAGGAGAAACAAGAAAAAAGACAACGAGAAAUUGAAAAUAUGGAACGUCAGAAACAAGAAGAAAAGAAGAAGCAACAAGAAAAGGAAGAAGACUCUGCUGCUGCAGUAGUCCCAUCUCCAACCAAGUCAUCAAGCUCUUCCAAUGGUGGUGCUUCAUUCUUGAGUGACUACAACAAAAAGAAGGAAACUCUUCUCAAGGGAUCAGCAUCCUCUUCUCCAUCUGGAUCCAAAGACAACAAAAAGAAAGAGUAUACUUCAAGUUUAUUCGCAAAUGAUGAAGAUGAAGAUGAAUUAUUCAAGUAA